UUAGUCAAUCAAAUUUCUUUUUCUUUUUUUUAAACUAUUUCACGUAGAGCAUGGAUCUCAAUUUUUUGGGAUGGCGUAGAUUCCAUAUCUAAACCAUUCAUUUUGGGUGAAUCGAGUUACAAAUUCUUUUUUUUUUUGUUUAAAAAAAGUAUGGUUUAAGAUAAUAUGUACUAAUAUUUUAUUAAAGAGUGAGGCGGUCCUUCCGACGUUGCGACCGUUCCUGCAGCAGAUCCCUUCUCCGCCACGGCCGUCCACCCCGCGGCCGCCAGCUCCCAAACCCACCUGAAGUCAUCGCAUGCAUCAGCAACCUCCAAGGCUUCCCCACGAAAGCCGGGAAGAGCCCGUUUCCCGUUAGCCGACACUUAGCAUCGGAAUCCCACCCGGCGCCGGCAGCAGCCGCCGCGUGUCGCUGGCUCUCCCUCCUCCCCUCCCUCGUCAUAAUGGGCGCCGCUCGCUUUCCCUCUACAGAGUAAGUUGUUGGUGCUGCUUGCCACCUGUCGGUGCCUUUUACAGGACAGAGGUUUGCUGCGUCGCCACCUUCUCCCUAGCUGCAGCGAGACGACGGGACGGCAUGGGGCCUGAAGAGAAGAAGCAGAAGAAAUGCUGCCCUCUGAGGAGGUCAAGGAAGGGCUGCAUGAAGGGCAAAGGCGGGCCGGAGAACCAGGCGUGCACCUACCGCGGAGUGCGGCAGCGGACGUGGGGCAAAUGGGUGGCGGAGAUCCGCGAGCCCAACCGGGGCGCCCGCCUCUGGCUCGGCACCUUCAGCUCCUCCCUGGAGGCUGCGCAGGCCUAUGACAACGCCGCUCGCAGCCUCUACGGCGACUGCGCCAGGCUGAACCUGUCCGACGACUCCGGCCCCAGGCGGCCGUCCGUUAAGUCGGAGGCCUCCUGCUCGCCGACCUGCUCGACGGAGACGAGCACCAGCGAGUCAAGGGCGACCUUCCCGGGGAGCGUCCAGUCGCCGGCGGGUUAUUUCUGCGGCGGCGGGGGGGGG
Messenger RNA from Musa acuminata AAA Group (dessert banana), 994 nucleotides. Its product is annotated as dehydration-responsive element-binding protein 2C-like. Gene Ontology annotation, molecular function: DNA-binding transcription factor activity; transcription cis-regulatory region binding. NCBI's taxonomy places the organism in Eukaryota, Viridiplantae, Streptophyta, Magnoliopsida, Zingiberales, Musaceae. The transcript has a single exon. Gene Ontology annotation, cellular component: nucleus. The annotation marks the transcript as partial. The record is from RefSeq and is a predicted model, not a curated record. Gene Ontology annotation, biological process: response to stress; positive regulation of DNA-templated transcription.